Suillus bovinus is the source of this 1752-nucleotide messenger RNA. RefSeq names its product P-loop containing nucleoside triphosphate hydrolase protein. Gene Ontology annotation, cellular component: cytoplasm. The transcript is spliced from 12 exons. NCBI's taxonomy places the organism in Eukaryota, Fungi, Basidiomycota, Agaricomycetes, Boletales, Suillaceae. The record is from RefSeq and is a predicted model, not a curated record. The coding region runs from base 1 to 1752 and encodes 583 amino acids.
AUGACCACUCUACUAGAACCUCCUGGUAUUGCAUUCCGCCCUUUAAGUCCUCCUCCUCGGCGCUACACAACACAUUCCACCUCACCUCAACCUCAUUCCCGUGAAACUACAGAUAAAUUCAAGUUGCCCGUGGUGACACAAACAGCGCAUGGGAAAUCCCAGAUUUCAGCCCCGGCUGCAUCGCUCUCCCAAUAUGAGACAGAGAACUACUUGGAUGCAGAAUAUAUGAUCGAGGAGUCAGCUUCUGAUGAGGGCUUGACAGAUACAGAGUCCAUCACGGACACUGAUGACGACCAAACUGAAGGUAACUUCUAUGUGAUUCGGGUUGGCCAUCGUCCGGCUCACAACAAAUCCCCGUUUAGGAUGGAAGCUGCCCGGCAGAUUGUCAACUUCCCAGGGGCUAUAUUCAAAUCAUAUCAUACCAAGCGCGAGGCAAAGCUUUGUUCUUUUUCACCGGCAUAUGAGUCCCAAGGCCUAAUUAUUGAAGAUGAAAAACAGACGGUAACGUGGAACGCACCUGUCUGCCGGCAAUAUUUCCAAUGCGCGCUGGCACGUAUACAAGCAGAAAAGGAGUCCCUGGAUGCCACUGCCGAUGGUGAAGAAUGUCCCAUCUGUAUGGAUACAUUCACCGAAGCACGUAUAACGGCAUGUGGUCAUACCUUUUGUCGCGAGUGUGUUGCCAGCGUCCUUAAUACUCCCUUUGUCCAAGACGCACAGGACCCUCGUAAAUACCGUAGUAAUGAGAUGCCUUGUCCUAGCUGUCGCGCUCCCAUUUCUGCAGAUGUUAUUUUCAUCCGCGAAGCAUUCGAACCCACUGAUACUGAGUUGUCGGGAGAUGUAUUGGCGUCUUCCGAUGAUGAAAUGCCCGAGAUCUCUGAGAUGAUACUUCAGGGAUCGAAAGGCAAAGGCAGGGCUAGGCGCAUCCGUAAAAAGUGUGCUGUGUGCGACUCGGAUGAUGAAUCAGAAGAUGAUGACGACGACGACAUGAGUGAUUUCAUUGUCGAGGAUGGCGAGGAUGAAGAAGAGAAGGAUGCCAGGCGCAACAUCAAGAAACGUCUGAGAACGCGCCGCGCAAUAGUCGUCGAGUCUGAUGAUGAACUUGACGCAGACGAGAGAGACGUGGUCAUAGGCAGAAACCCUAGGCAGGUGCCUGCUUCCACUGGUGAAGUUAGAAUGAUGUCGCGUUUCCUUCCUUCUACAAAGAUGAAUCACAUGAUAGAACAUCUAGAGAAAUGGGCUAAGCAAUAUCCCGGAGACAAGACCAUAAUCAUAUCGCAGUGGACCGAAUGUCUCAAACUCGUCUCCGACUUCCUUGUGGAGAAGAAAGUACCCCAUGUCAAGUAUCAAGGGUCGAUGAGUCGCAGUCAAAGGGAUCAGGCUGUCCGAGUCUUCAUGACGGGCAAUACUGCACAGGUCAUGCUUAUGUCUUUGAAAUGUGGAGGUGUUGGGUUGAAUCUGAUAUUUGACUCCCCCACAGGCGUCAUUUCACUGGAUCUUGGCUGGAGCGAAGCGAUCGAAAGCCAGGCGUUUGACCGAGUCCACCGUCUAGGUCAACAGAAAGAUGUCUUCGUGCACAGGUUGGUCAUUGCCAAUACUGUCGAGGAUCGUGUUCUUGCUCUUCAGGAGCGCAAGCUUCAGCGAAACCUUGCGGAUGGCAGCCUUGGUGAAGGCUCUGGAAAGAAGAUUGGCCGGAUGAGUGUCCGUGAACUAGCAAAUUUGUUUGGUCUCGACCACCGAGGCAACCUUCUUUGA